AUGGCGGAUCGUAGGAGGCAGCGCGCUUCGCAAGAUAGCAGCGACGAUGAGUCUGAUUCGCCUUCUGGAAGUACAGCCCCUUCCCCGCGCGGUGCCCAUCGCCUUGGCCUGGCUGGAACGGGAGGCAACGGUGGUGGUACAGCCGGUACUGAAAGUGUGGAGGUGGCGGUGACCGUGGGAGUUAGCCCGGCCGACUCGGAAUGUGAAAGUGAAGAUGGCAUAGAAGGAGAUGCUGUUCUCUCUGACUAUGAAAGUGCUGAGGACUCUGAGGCUGAAGAGGGGGAAUACAGUGAGGAGGAAACAUCCAAAGUGGACCUAAAGCAGGACAGUAAUGAUACUGAACUGACAACAAAAGCAGACAAAGGGGAUGAAAAAGCAGAAUCCAAAGGCACUGUGGCGGGCGAGAGGCAGAGUGGUGAUGGACAGGAAAGCACUGAAGCAGUUGAGAACAAGAUUGGGAAAAAAAUUCCCAAGCACCUGGAUGAUGAUGAGGACCGGAAGAACCCUGCAUACAUACCUCGCAAAGGUCUUUUCUUUGAGCAUGACCUUCGUGGGCAAACCCAGGAAGAGGAAGUCCGGCCCAAGGGCCGUCAGCGAAAGCUGUGGAAAGAUGAAGGUCGGUGGGAGCAUGACAAGUUCCGGGAAGAUGAACAAGCACCAAAAACAAGGCAGGAAUUGAUUGCUCUUUAUGGAUAUGAUAUUCGCUCAUCACACAACCCUGAUGAUAUCAAGCCCAGGAGGGUUCGCAAACCAAGAUUUGGUAGUCCACCACAGAGAGAGACAAACUGGUCCAAUGAAUGGCCAAGUAAGCCACCGCGACAUCAGAGUUUGGACAGUAGUCCAGUGCCACCCCGAACAUUCAUCAACCGAAACUCAGCCGGGACAGGACGGAUGCCUCCACCAAGGACUUUCACAAGACCCAGUGGCUACAAAGAGACCCGCCCAAGCUAUCGUGCUGUGGAUGUGAGCAGUCAGCAUGCACCUCGCUUCAGUGACCAUUCAAAGCACGAGAACAGUUACCGGGCCAGGCGCUCCGAGCCAAUUCCCCCACGAGAGCCUUCUCCAGAGGCAGAGAUUCCACAUACACACAACAGCCCUGAUAAAAAGGAGGAAGUAAUUUCAGAAAGCCAAGCAACUCCUACUGAUAUUCUGCAGCCGCCACCAGAUAGACCUGUGGAAAAGAAGUCCUAUUCCCGGGCAAGAAGAAGUCGGAAUAAAGUGGGUGAGAUAGGGAAGUUGGCUGAUGAAGUCCCACCUCCAUCAGGCUCAACACCAACACCCCUGAAAACUACAGAGGUAAUACCAUCCCAAUCACCUGCAAAGACUGGUAACUGGGAUGUACCUGUUGAAGCCAAUCUAGAUGGCCUUGAACAAGACAUGACCCAACUGAAUAUAACAGAACAGAACUGGAACCAGGGACAGCCCCAGUUCAUACAACCUCAGGGUAUUCCUAACCAGAUGCACAUUGGGACAGCCCCACCCCCUCAGUUCAACAGGAUGGAAGAGAUGGCAGUCCAGGGGGGGCGUGCAAAACGCUACUCAUCACAGCGUCAGAGGCCUGUCCCUGAGCCUGCUCCACCGGUGCACAUAAGCAUAAUGGAAGGGCACUAUUAUGACACAUUACCGUUCCAAGGACCUAUAUACACCCACAGUGAGAAUCCUGCCCCAUUGCCUCCCCAAGGUGUGAUUGUUCAGCCAGAAAUGCAUCUCCCUCAUCCAGGAUUACAUCCACACCAGACACCUGCACCUUUGCCUAACCCUGGUUUGUAUCCUCCUCCGGUCUCUAUGCCCCCUGGACAACAGCCACCGCCGCCGCCACCACAGCAGCUGCUGGCACCAACCUACUUCUCCCCUCCUCCCGGAGUGAUGAAUUUCGGCAGUCCCAGUUACCCCUAUCCUCCAGGAGCACUUCCGCCACCCCCACCUCCCCAUCUUUAUCCCAACACUCAAGCCCAGUCUCAGGUGUAUGGGGGGGUUACCUAUUACAACACGGUCCAGCAGCAAGUGCAGCCAAAACCUUCGCCACCGCGAAGAACAUCCCAGCCGGUUACCAUCAAGCCGCCCCCUCCUGAGAUUCUCGUUACAGGUUGUAAACAGGGCUCCAGUUAACAUUUCUAAACGGUUUUGAAGGUGAGCUUAGAAGUUAAGAACAAAGUUGAUGUUUGGAUCCUGUUUAACUCAACCAAACAAAGUCCACCCCAUUAAAAAUCCAUGUUGCUAACUGCAAGAUUGCCAUGUGACAGAUUACUUCACAGUAAAAUUGAUUGCAUUUUUAAUGAAGUGUAAAAACAAAGCAUUAUUUAUCUGAUUUGGAAAAACCUUUGUUUCUUCCUUUUAAUUUCCUGUUUUAAUGUGCUUUUUGGUUCACAUGAAAAUGUUGCUUUUCUUACUUCACCAUCAAAAUAUUAAUUCAGUAUAUUUAGCAAAUUGCAAAAAGAGAGGGGGGUGCUGAACUGAGCCCUUCUCUCUCAGAAUUGGUGGUGAGAUAGUAUUGUCUAGGAAUAUGCCUUUGUAGAAAUCUCAUACUUCUUCCAUUUGGUAAGUCACAAAUCUAGAUUAUAAGCUCCCUAAAUCUUCUGCAGACAGCAAGGGGCCAUUUUUUAAUCUUCCCUUCUUGAUUUCUUGAAGUCAUUUCAUAAUCCAUUUAUUUGGGAUUUCUAGCAUCAUUCAGACCUUUGCUUACUCCACAAAAGGCAGCAACUGCUAACAAGGUUAAUGGCUCAUCUGCAUAACGCUCACUUUUUUGACAUGUUAGUGGUAGCUCGUUAACUUCUGGCUGAUAAAGUUUACUGUUCUCUAGAAAUGCAUGCAGGCUUAACUCACUAAAAGCAUAAACCUUUGACUGCAGCAUGAUAGUUCAGUCUGUAGGUGAGGGUUUAAAGGGGAAAAGGGCCAUCCUACCAAAUAAUUUCAUCUAGCCAACUAGUAGACUGGGGGAAGCCUGAGCUAGAGCCAGUCGUCAUGUGUGCAGGAAUACUGUAGUUUCUGUUCUGAAAAGCAUCCUGUCAUGUGAACUGAACCACCUGCACUCUGAAGUGGUACAACCUGACACAGGUUUACCACCCCAGUAAGAACAAUGUUGCACUAUGAAUCACCCACCGCUUUGCUGGAAGUAUCAAGCUGAGGAAGGAUCCCCAGGCCAUCUAUUCUGAUUUAUUGACCUGUUGGUAAACAGCUGACUCAUAAGGUACAAGAGAAGUGAAAAGGUUGUAUAAAGAACAGUGCAAAGACAUGUGCAUUUAAUAGAAGGAGGUGAUAAAGGGUGAGAUCGGAACAUUGAUUCAGCCCAGGUCACAGCUGACCAUAGUUUCGACCAUGGAUCGACUCCACAGAGCUCAUAGGUCAUAUGUUGCCCUCAUAUGGCCAUUUGUAUGUUGUCUCACAGACAUAAUUGCUGCUGAAAUCUGAGGGAUUCUUUUGUAAAAUGGUGUAUUUCCCCACAUGCUGUGCUUUCUAGUAGAAUCAGCUACUUGAAGGGCUGGUGGGAGCACAAUGGGUUGGGAAACAAAGCUGUGUGCAACUCUGUGCCCUCAUCCCAGCACAAUUGCUGGGAUUUUGGAAGCACCUUUGUUGACAGUGACAACUUCGGCAGAAGCGUGUGCCCCAUGAAAGACUCCGUAGAGGCUAGUGGAGCCUUCCAGCCCCAGAGAGUUGCCCUUGGUUAGACCAUAGCUGUAGAUUCAACUGGAACCCCAUGGCAAAAACUUGGCACACUAGAGGUGAAUGGAACAGGCGUGGGGAAGCAGGGCGAUUUCCUGCACAGAACUUUCAUGUGCCCUGUCAAGGCCUAAAACUGGUCAAACUUGCUACUUCCAGCUCUUAAGCCUUAUUAAUGCUUGGUCUCUGAUUCCUUUUCUCCCUUGUUUGAUAUUUAGGACAACAGAACUGAAAAAUCCAAAGAAAGGAGCAACACUUAAGGACUCCAUGUUUUGCUGAUUUCAGUAGAGUACCAGAUCUGGCACCUGUGGCAGGCAGAAGACAUCUAUGCGUGGAGUCUCUAUGCUCUUUUUCCAUCGGUAAUAAGCAGUGCGCAUGGGUGCAGGCACUUCUGCUAUGAUAUACUAUGUCAGUCUCGUGGUUGGGGACAGCUUGUCCAUCAGUAGGGCAUCACUGAAAUUGCAUAUCUUUUCAUUCAUUCUCUUUCUUCCCCCCAUGCAAACCCAUGUUCUGGGGCAAGGAGACUACAAAUAUUGGAUGUAAGAUUUAUCUGCUCCCUAAGAGAAGCGGUUUUCACUCUCCUUUCUAGGUGUGACUGUUUUUAGGUGUCUAACUAAAACUGCUCAGCUCGUCCUUACGUUAUGUUCCCAUUUGAAGAACAUGACAUUACUUUUUUUCUCUUCUGUUUAACUGGUCUUGUUAACUUUACCUGAGUUGUGUGAAAUUGUUUUCCUUGGCUGACUUUUUUCAAUAAUAUGAUUUUUCAAAUAAGUCCUUCUUGUACAAACUCUUGCUAGUUUCAUGGAUUGAAAUUAAUAGUUGAAUUUGGGAAAGGAAUACCUUGUCUUGAAAGCAGUAAAUACCUUUUCUAUUGCCACUUUUCUUUCUCCCCAUUCCCGUGCAAAGGGAAAAAAGCUUAUUUUAGGUUAAGUCCUAGUGGCAAUUGCCUACUUGAUCCUUUUAACAAAGAGUUGUUCCUCUUCCACUCCUUGCUUUGCUACCACCCUGAGGAAAGUAGCCUUUAAGUGUGCUAGGGUAAUCAACAGGCACAUCUGUGAUUCUAUGAUCUGUGUGGUCAUAGCUUGCAGUGAGCUGUAAACGUUGAAACUUCACUGUCUGACUAGCCCACUUUGUCCUGCAGAAGGUAGGAGGGCCAUUCAUUUGCCCCUUGAAAUAGCACGGACCCUUUGCAGCUCAUCAAGUGAUGUUCUGAAGGCUAUCUGCCUGUUUGCCUGCACUUUGCAGCUUAGAUCUUGCCCGCCAGGCUGCAUGGCUUCCACUGACCCUCCCCUGCACUUUGUGGGUAUUUUUAAUUCACUUAUAAAACCACUCUAGGAAGUGGGCAACCAACAGCCAUUUGCGCUGGGCUGUCUUUGGCACAAGGCUUCUGGGAGCUAUUCCAGGCCUGUCUGCUUUUUUCAUGCAUGUGUAGCUUCCUAUGUGAAGUACCAUCAUUGGUUUUUUUUUUAAUUUGAUAACCCUCUUAAUUUAAUUUUUUUUAAAAAAGAAGUACAGCUGGCAUUGAAGAAAAGCCCUUUAUGUUCUAAAUGUAUUUGUUUUUUCUCUGCCUUAACGUUUGAAAUGUAUCCUUUUAACAUAUCAGUCUUGAAAUUUUAGACCUAAUGACACUGUGAUAGCUAAUUUUUGUUAAUAAACAUUUUUGUUCCCAUU
Messenger RNA from Varanus komodoensis (Komodo dragon), 5328 nucleotides. It is a transcript of the gene CASC3, whose product is annotated as CASC3 exon junction complex subunit. The transcript is spliced from 13 exons. Gene Ontology annotation, cellular component: exon-exon junction complex. Gene Ontology annotation, biological process: mRNA processing. The coding region runs from base 1 to 2109 and encodes 702 amino acids. NCBI's taxonomy places the organism in Eukaryota, Metazoa, Chordata, Lepidosauria, Squamata, Varanidae. Gene Ontology annotation, molecular function: mRNA binding. The record is from RefSeq and is a predicted model, not a curated record.